AUGCUCACUCCGCCCGUGAAUCUGCCCAAGUGGCUCGAGGAAAAUUCUCACCUCCUCCAACCGCCCAUCAACAACUACUGCGUCUGGAAUGAUGACUUUACCGUCAUGAUUGUCGGCGGCCCCAACGCCCGCACAGACUACCACAUCAACCAGACGCCCGAGUGGUUCUACCAGCACAAGGGCGUCAUGAUGCUCAAGGUGGUCGACGACGGCGAAUUCCGCGACAUCCUCAUCCGCGAGGGCGACAUGUUCCUCCUGCCGGCCGACACGCCUCACAACCCCGUCCGCUUCGCCGACACGGUGGGCAUCGUCCUCGAGCAGCGUCGCCCGGCCGGCUCCAUCGACCGCCUGCGCUGGUACUGCGCCAACGCGGCGUGCCGCAGCAUCGUCCACGAGGCCGGCUUCCACUGCACCGACCUGGGCACCCAGAUCAAGGCCGCCGUAAACGACUUCAGGGCCGACGUCGACAAGAGGACGUGCCCGGCCUGCGGGGAGGUGGCUGACUCGGCCCCCAAGCCUGGGUCGAUACAGGAUCCGAACCUGGAUCGAACUUGA
Geosmithia morbida is the source of this 555-nucleotide messenger RNA. Its product is annotated as 3-hydroxyanthranilate 3,4-dioxygenase. Gene Ontology annotation, cellular component: cytoplasm. The record is from RefSeq and is a predicted model, not a curated record. The transcript has 3 exons. Lineage: Eukaryota; Fungi; Ascomycota; Sordariomycetes; Hypocreales; Bionectriaceae. Gene Ontology annotation, biological process: quinolinate metabolic process; 'de novo' NAD+ biosynthetic process from L-tryptophan. Gene Ontology annotation, molecular function: 3-hydroxyanthranilate 3,4-dioxygenase activity; iron ion binding. The coding region runs from base 1 to 555 and encodes 184 amino acids.